Messenger RNA from Salvia miltiorrhiza (redroot sage), 1207 nucleotides. Its product is annotated as protein FATTY ACID EXPORT 1, chloroplastic-like. The record is from RefSeq and is a predicted model, not a curated record. NCBI's taxonomy places the organism in Eukaryota, Viridiplantae, Streptophyta, Magnoliopsida, Lamiales, Lamiaceae. The coding region runs from base 141 to 836 and encodes 231 amino acids. Gene Ontology annotation, cellular component: membrane. The transcript is spliced from 7 exons.
UAACUUUUUAAAGUUUUCUACUUACUAUUUUCCAUCGUCUCCUGAUCAAUUUUUCCCUUUUCUUGACAAAUUAACAAUAUUCAACAUAAUACACAGCAGGAAAUUUUAAUCAAAAUUUUGGCAAUCGCAAGUCAAGAACCAUGUCGUCGGCUAUUUCUCAGCUCUCAUGCUUCUCCGCCGUAGUUGACAGCCGCCGUUCGCAGCUCCACCAGAGAUCCCGUCUCUGCCUCACGCAGUUUCGUCCCGGAAAGGUUUUAAAUGUUAUGAACGGUGAUGGACAUGGCUCAAAAUUAUCCCAAUUAGAGAAUAAAACUCCAAGUUACGUAGAAGAUGCAUCGGCAUCCUAUAAUGGAAGCUCGGUGCAGCCGCAUUCUGCUGCAGAUAGUUUUGUUGCUGGAGGAGCAACAAAUGAGCAGGAAAGCGUCGUCAGCCAACCAAAGAGGGCGGCAAUGAUUCACGACUUCUGUUUUGGAAUUCCCUUUGGUGGACUAGUCUUUUCCGGGGGACUCGUUGGAUUUCUGGUUUCGAAAAACCCUCGUACUCUAAUGUCCGGUGUGCUCUAUGGAGGUGCCCUACUUGCCCUUAGCACUCUGAGUUUGAAGGUCUGGAAACAAGGGAAACCGAGCUUUCCGUUCAUACUAGGUCAAGCAGUACUCUCACUCGCCCUCCUGUUUAAGCAUUCUCGGGCAUAUACAUUGACGAACAAACUCUUCCCGACAGCCUUCAAUGUUGUCAUCAGUGCUGCAAUGCUGUGCUUUUACGCCUACGUGAUGAUAUCUGGAGGCAAUCCUCCGCCAAAGAAGCUGAAGCCUACUGCUGCAGUUGAAUCCUCCUAGUCGAGAGAUGGAAAACGUGCGCUGCUGAUACUGGAGAUUUUCAGCAGCAAUUUUGGAUCAUUUACAUAGCAAGAGUCUUGCCCUUGUUGUGACAAUACUCUCGACUUCGACUCAUGUAUGUUCCCGUGGAGUGGCCUAGUUAUGGAUUAUCACUUUCUAAGUCGAACUUGUUGCAAUUGGUUUGGUAGCACUUAUAUAUACAAGGGGGGAGCUAUGGUAUAAACACUUCUUAACAUAUAAAAUAAGAACUAGCUAAAAUGUAUGAAUUUAUGUAGAACACGUAUGAAUUCGCUGUGUAAAUGUAUAAAUUGCGAAAAGUAAUUUUUUUUGCUAUCUAUGAUAUUCGAACUCAGGACCAUAAAUUCAUCAAA